ACAAACUGCAAGAGAGAGAGAGAGAGAGCGCGAGCGAGCACAAGCACUGAGGACUGUGUCGGACUUUCUGCGGGAUUUUUUGUUUAUUUUUUGUUUUUGUAUAGUUUAUAUAAAUUUUUUACAUUUUAGAGUUUAGUGAUUAUAUAAGUUUUAGAUUUUUAAUAACGUGUUUAUUUUAUUUGUGCUAGUUUUGCUAACAGAUAAGAGAGAGAGAGAGAGAAAAGAAAAGCUAAAUCAAAGUCAGGUCUGCAUUUCGGCUGUUAGUCAGUUAGAGGGUUUUCACUUCCUUACACUGUGAGAUAUACACAGUGAUCUAUUACAACAUUUUGGAAGCGUUUUGUUUUUUUAUUUUGCUAAACUCCAGCCUCCUUUUAUAAACAAUAUGACCGCCGUGCUGAACAUCCAGAGGUUACUGGAAGCUGCUGAGUAUUUAGAGAGAAGAGAAAGAGAGUGCGAACAUGGCUACGCCUCGACGUUUCCGUCUAUUCAGAGCUCCAACAACUACCAGAGACAAAGAAAAUUCCGGAAUAAGAAGCACAGCAGCAACCACAACAGGUCAACACACAACGAGUUGGAGAAGAAUCGACGAGCCCACUUGCGUCUUUGUCUGGAACGAUUGAAGGCACUCAUCCCACUGGGACCCGACUGCAACCGUCACACUACGCUGGGCCUGCUUAACAAAGCCAAAGCACAUAUAAAGAAGCUGGAGGAGGCCGACCGGAAGUCUCGGAACCAGCUAGACAACCUGGCACGGAAGCAGAGACACCUCCGGAGGCAGCUGGACUCCCUUCGGGGGACGUGUAAGACUGAGAGGGUGCGCUCAGACAGCUUGGGCUCGACCCCGUGCUCUGACCACUCCGAUCGCUCCGACUCGGACCAAGAGGAGAUCGAGGUGGACGUCGAGAGCACCGAGUUCUCCCAUGGAGAGCUGGAUAGCGUGAGCACGGCCAGCACCAGCGACCUGGACGACCACAGCAGCCUGCAGAGCCUGGCUAGCGACGAGGGCUACUCCUCCUGCAGUGUCAAGAUCGCCUUCAGCUCAUAGACACGCGCACACGUGCAGUCCAGGCAACAGCAACCACUCCACCGCACCCCACCGUCCUCUCCACUGUACCACCACCCAACCCCUGUCAGAACCCCACAGGUGACCAGAGCACAAGCCAGUCAGAGCAGCGUUCUGAUUGGCUGAUUGAAUGUACACUGCCUUUAAUGGCGCUCUCUCACUCUCUCUCUCUCUCUCUCUCAUUCUUCAAACACAGAAACGCGUUUUUGCCUUUUAGUAUCAGUUUCAUCAAUUUGAUUUCUUUCCCGCGAUCUGUCCUCGUGAUCUGGUUACCUGUCGGGACGUUCUGAAGCACUGCGACUGAAACAGUGCAAGCGCGUACGAUCCGAAGGUCCUCCGCGGCUCUGCAUAUCGAGAUCAGCCGCGAGCGAAAAAGGCUAAGGCAUGAACUCUGUGUUCCGAACGGUGCUACGUGAAAAGAACCCGACGAAAGCGUCUCGUCACGGGAACAGGUCGACCUUCUCCCGAAGUCUUUUCUACGGUGCAUUUUAUGGUGCGUUUCUAAAGUCGGAAGCAGCCGAGCCGUGCUUCCAUCCAGCAGCUGCGACGUAGACAUCCCUCUUAGCGGUAACAAGCAAUAACUCCUCUAACUCCCACUCUUCUUUUCAUUCCCCUUGUUUUUUUUUUCCUCAAACACCGUCCAAAAGAGCAAAAUCCAACUAGCUUUUUUUUUUUUUUUUUUUUGUAUAUAAUACAUAAAUAGUUUAAUAAAUUAAGUAAAGGAGUUUAAAAAAAAACAACAACAAAAAAAACAAGCUAGAUACCUGUGGGUAGCCUCUGUUGCUGUUCGUCUUGUGUUUUAUUUUGUGCAUUUUAAAUUAUAUUUUUGGAAAGAUACACCUAUUCCUUCUCAGAUUGCUCUGACAGAGUGGCAUGGACAGUAUUACACUUCUGCUCAGUGACUUUAUUCAUCCACACACAAACACCCCCCCCCCCCCCCCCCCCCCAUGACCAAAACGGAAGGAAAAGAUUCUCACUGAUGGCUUCAGCAGCGGGACCCCCUGAGCGCCGGACCCGCGACACUCUUUUUAUUUAUUAGCUAACUAUCAUUUAUUCUAUCCGUGUGUGUGUGUGUGUGUGUGUUCCCCUGUUGAAGCUGAGAGGCAUUCCACCGGUGCUGAGCCCGAUUUCCCGCUCAACCGUCAUCAGCUGAUUUUAUUUAUCGAUAGAUUGAAGUCAUUUAUUUAUCCUUCUUUCCUGUUCCUGUUUUUUUUUCUUCUCCUCUCUCUCUCUCUGUAUUAAAUGUUUUUUAUUUGCAUAUUAUGUAACCAGUCCCGAGCCGUGUGUCCGAGUGCUCGACUGAACAUGGUGCUGCGUAUCUGACACCAGGCCAAACCGCUCUCUCUCUCUUUCUGUUUCUUAAAGACACGACUACCUUUUUUUGUUAUAAUUCAUUUCUUUUCCACCUACUUUUGGUUCUUACCCACCUUUUAAAUCUGCACUUAAAUCCAGGACCCAUUUCGAGAACUCUGUGCUUCCUGACACACCACACACACACACACACACACCUUCACAUACAAGCAGGUGACUCGUUAUCUGUUCGGCAGCAUCCCGUCUAAUCCCACAAUCUAAGUACUGCUGAUUGAUUUUGUUCUACUAUAUUAUAGAUUUAUAGCAAACACUGAUCCCGAAUCAGCUCUGGAUGGACUCGGGUGUAUUCUGGAUCACACCGAAGAGCAGGAAGAAUCUGAUCUGAGAUCAGCGCCCCUGCUCUUCCUGAUCGUAGUGGGAAUUUUCCUCUCACGUCUGCCGAGUAAUGAAGUCUUUAAGAACAUCACCUUAAACACUUGAUAAUCGUUACGCUCAUACCAAACCAGGCACUGAAGUCUUAGGUGGGAUUUGAACGCUUCCCACUGGUGUGUGUGUGUGUGUGUGUGUGUGUGUGUGUGUGUGUGUGAUCAGAAAGCUCUAGUUAACAUGAAAUGGGUCCCAUAGAUAAAGCUAAUUACACCUGAGGUCCAGCUGAACUGUGGUUAUUCUUUGUCAAACAUGCACUCUGAUUUAAGCUGUAAGUCCAACCGCAAUACUUACAAUAAAACACCGAGAUUGUCCAAUCUGAAGACCAAAAAAAAUAAA
Messenger RNA from Tachysurus fulvidraco (yellow catfish), 3139 nucleotides. RefSeq names its product max interactor 1, dimerization protein (gene mxi1). Gene Ontology annotation, molecular function: DNA-binding transcription factor activity, RNA polymerase II-specific; RNA polymerase II cis-regulatory region sequence-specific DNA binding; protein dimerization activity. Gene Ontology annotation, biological process: regulation of transcription by RNA polymerase II. The record is from RefSeq and is a predicted model, not a curated record. The coding region runs from base 383 to 1045 and encodes 220 amino acids. The transcript has 6 exons. NCBI's taxonomy places the organism in Eukaryota, Metazoa, Chordata, Actinopteri, Siluriformes, Bagridae.